Chrysochloris asiatica (Cape golden mole) is the source of this 1191-nucleotide messenger RNA. Its product is annotated as phosphoribosyl pyrophosphate synthase-associated protein 2-like. Gene Ontology annotation, cellular component: cytoplasm; ribose phosphate diphosphokinase complex. The transcript has 11 exons. Lineage: Eukaryota; Metazoa; Chordata; Mammalia; Afrosoricida; Chrysochloridae. The record is from RefSeq and is a predicted model, not a curated record. Gene Ontology annotation, molecular function: ribose phosphate diphosphokinase activity; magnesium ion binding. Gene Ontology annotation, biological process: purine nucleotide biosynthetic process; 5-phosphoribose 1-diphosphate biosynthetic process. The coding region runs from base 43 to 1152 and encodes 369 amino acids.
CACCUUUCUUACUCUGAGAAUUGGAAAACCAAGAAGGUUUUGAUGUUUUGUGUGACACCACCUGAAUUAGAAACCAAGAUGAACAUAACCAAAGGAGGUCUGGUGCUGUUUUCAGCAAAUUCGAAUUCCUCAUGUAUGGAGCUUUCAAAGAAAAUUGCUGAGCGGCUGGGGGUGGAGAUGGGCAAAGUGCAGGUUUACCAGGAACCUAACAGAGAAACAAGAGUACAGAUUCAGGAAUCUGUGAGGGGAAAAGACGUUUUCAUCAUCCAAACCGUUUCGAAGGAUGUGAAUACCACCAUCAUGGAGCUCCUGAUCAUGGUGUAUGCCUGUAAGACCUCUUGUGCGAAAAGCAUCAUCGGUGUGAUUCCCUACUUCCCUUACAGCAAGCAAUGCAAGAUGAGAAAAAGAGGCUCCAUUGUCUCCAAGUUACUCGCCUCCAUGAUGUGCAAAGCUGGUCUAACUCAUCUUAUUACUAUGGAUUUACACCAGAAAGAAAUUCAGGGCUUCUUCAAUAUUCCUGUUGAUAAUUUAAGAGCAUCGCCCUUCUUGUUACAGUAUAUUCAAGAAGAGAUCCCAGAUUACAGGAAUGCAGUGAUUGUGGCCAAGUCUCCAGCCUCGGCCAAGAGGGCCCAGUCUUUUGCGGAGCGCCUGCGCCUGGGGAUUGCUGUGAUUCAUGGGGAAGCACAGGAUGCUGAAUCUGACCUGGUGGAUGGGAGGCACUCCCCGCCCAUGGUCAGGAACGCUGCUGCCAUCCACCCCAGCCUGGAAAUUCCCUUGCUGAUACCUAAAGAAAAGCCUCCAAUCACAGUUGUUGGCGAUGUUGGAGGAAGGAUCGCCAUCAUUGUGGAUGACAUCAUCGAUGAUGUUGACAGCUUUCUGGCUGCAGCGGAGACCUUGAAGGAAAGAGGAGCAUAUAAGAUCUUCGUGAUGGCGACCCAUGGCCUUUUAUCUUCAGAUGCUCCACGGCUAAUUGAGGAAUCUGCUAUUGACGAGGUGGUGGUUACCAACACAAUUCCACAUGAAAUCCAGAAACUCCAGUGCCCCAAAAUUAAAACUGUGGAUAUCAGCAUGAUCCUUUCAGAAGCCAUCCGUCGGAUUCACAACGGAGAAUCCAUGUCCUACCUUUUCAGAAAUAUAGGCCUAGAUGACUGAACAGCUUUCCUUUUACCAAACCCCUGAGGGCCAAACUGG